GCGAGCUCGACCGAGAUCAGCGACCGUUUCCCGGGGACACAGACCGAACAACACCGGCUCUGGUGGAGCGAAUAUCUGUCGAAUAUCCAACAUCCAACUAAUGAAGUGACAUGUUCGUCGGUGACAAAAGGGCGUUUCGUCUGACUGCAGCGGGCGAGGCCCUGCUUCCGAUGUGAAGUGCUUGUCUUCUGACCGCGGAGCAGAUGAUCGAUGCCUGUCAUGGACCCUCCUCCAGGUGCCACUCUAGCCAUGGCAGCCGAGAAGAGGGCUUCCACUUCCCUCCAGGACAUUUCUCCGGUGCUUUUCUUCACGGACGAGGGGCUUCCCAUGCAGUUCUACGUGCGGCCAGGUCCCACCAAGCAGAAGCUGGGGCCUCUGAUAACAGCAGGUGGGGGCCUGUUGUCCAAAACACAGCUGCCCUCAGCCAUUCUGCUGCUUGACCCGCAGGAACAAGGCUCCAUCCCAAAGACGUCUGCCAACUGGUAUGUGUCCGUGCAGUACAUCUACGACUGUGUGGACAGAGAAGCUCAGCUGGACAUCGAAGACUACAGGUUGAAUCCUGAAGGAAAGGAAGCGUCAAAGUGCUGUGGUCCAAGUGCUCCAGGAAGGGUGAGGUACACGCCCGAGGAGGACGCAGCCAUUUUGAAGUUCCUCCGUCAGUACCAAGGUGUGAAGACGCGAGGGAACCGGAUCUGGCAGCAGAUGGAGGAGCAGCGUCUGACCAGUCACCCCUGGCAGUCCAUGAAGGACCGCUACAUACGGCACAUUUCCAAACAAGAGGGACCGUCUGCUGAAGUUCACCACUCGGCAGAAGAGGAAGCACGAGUGGAAGAAGAAGAAGAAGAAGAAGGAGAAGAAACUGCCAAGGACGCUGGAGGGGCUGACGGCAGGGACGCGCCGGCGCCCUCCAGUCAGGAGGAGGAGGAGGAGGAGGAGGGGGAGUCGCACGCCAUGCAGCUGGACUCGCACUCUGGCGACGACACUGCAACACCCAGCACUCUCCUGACACCAGAGGGAGCCAGAGAGCCUCCAGAGAGGGGGGUCCAGGAGUCCCUCCCAAGUCCUUCCAGCCCGGCCGCCGCCUCCCAGCCAGAGUCCGUCUCUGAGCCGGCCUCGUGCUCCUUCACCCCGACCAAGAGUGUGGCCAGGCCCGUACGGAAGUCUCUGAGACGUCGGCUCAGUAUGGAGGCCCCGCCCCCUGGAGCCUACUGCAAGAAGCUGCGCUCCUCGUCCUCGGACAGAGAGCCUGCGGCUGAGCCUUCCCCGGAGACGGAGAGGAGUCCGGCCGCGGAGAGCCAGGAUGAAGAGCAGGGCAGGAGUGCGGAGGCUGCCGCAGCAGGAGGUCCAGAGGCUGAGGAGCAGCAGAGGCAGCUGGGGAUCCUGGCGCUGGCUGCGGAGGAGUUUGGCCAUGAAACGGAGCCCCCGGAGGAGGAGUCCCAGACCCGCGCGGAGCCUGCGCCCGCCGCAGCCAUGGAGCCGGUGGUGGCCUCCUCCGAGGCUCACCUCUUCAUCUUCGACAGUGAAACCCAGGCGGAGCCUCCUGCAGCGGACUCGCCGCCGCCGUCGCCCCAGGCCGAGGGAUUUGCCCUCAGCCAGGUCCAGUUAGACCAGGACAUGCUGCGGAUCACGGAGCUGAUGGAGCAGGCACACCAGGACCUGCCCAGUGUCACCAAAGCUCUGCUGCAGACCAGCGGCGACUUCAGUGAGGCGCUGGCGCUGCUCACUGGCUCCGCCCACCUUCCUCACCCUGCCUGGAGCAGAGGUGACGACCAUCUCCUGCGGGCGGCCGAUCCAGAGGCGCGGUCCCAGCUGCGGAGGAGGUACGGUGAGCAGCGGGUGGCCAAGCGGAUGCUCUUCCUGGAGCUGGAGGGCUGAAGACAGACUCGGCUGCACCGCCUCUUUUUUAGUCCCAUUUUAUUCACACACAACUCCUCUGACCUUCCCGUGAAAACACGAUUUUUAACAUAGUUUUUAUGCGCGAAGCUAUUUGUACAAAUAAAUGAAGUCAUUUUUAAAUCAUGUUGCUUGGCAACUCGUAUGGAGCGUGUGACCUCAGUGAGCCGGGCGCUAAUGUCCCGCUGUAGACGGACGUGCUGACGCAAGGCGCGCCAGACUUGUACUGAACGGACCUGGGUCCCGCAGUCAAAGGUCAGUCCAGUGGCUCUGAACCUUCAUAUGCGCCUGUGUUCUUCUGUAAUUCCAGACACGGGUCUAUGUUUUCUCUCUGGUGCACAACAUCAGCUUGUUCCAAGAACAAACCAACCUAGCACGCGUGCUCACAGCAAAUGCAAGUGGCUGCAGCUAUUGCAGUGGAGAGCGGUUCAGACGGCCGUGGCAUCCGCGUGGCCCGUGCCACUCUCAGGAGUAUGGCGUCCUCUUGAUGUGGACAUCCUUUACUGACCUUUUACUGACCCCAGUGUGGCUGACUCAUAACACCGUCCUGUCAUUUCAGAGCAGAGGCUCUGCCCAGAGUCUCUGCUCACUGAAUGAGCGGAGCCGCCAGUUUGUCUUUUGGCUCAGCUCUUUCUUCCCUCCCUCACUUGUGACCAGGAGCUUGAGAUAUUUGAUGAACCUCCAAGCAGGACGUGUUGAAACUGCGAUCAGAACAGCAGGAAGUCUCGAGAUGCCUAAAAUAGUUUGUAUUUAAUAGAAAUUAUAAUAAUUCAACAAUGUUUUUCUUUGUUAGCUAAGCAUGUUUUAUGGUUAUUGUUUGAGCUGUGCGGAUGGGAAAACAUCGUUGGUUCCACCUGGCCGUGUUGCGGUGGGACUGAGAGGAAGUGAACACCGUCAGUCAGAGUCAGCGAAACACGAGGAGCAGGACCCGUGUGGCUGACAGACGGCAGACAGACUGGACCCUGCUGAGUGUUUGGUUUCUCUCGGCGGAUGUUGCCUGCAUGUCAGGAGAAGGUUUCUUCGCUUCCGUGUGUCUUCGUCAGUGCUGGAGAACGACUUGGGCCCGUGCUGAAACUGGACACGUGACCCUCGAGGUCAAACCCAGUUCCAUUACGACCUGCGUCUAGACGUUUCUAGCCAGCAGCUGGGAUCCCGGGGUUUCUUCUUCCACCACGAAUGAGCAGCAGCACACAGAGAAGCCAGCGUUUUAUUUCUGCCCAGCCCCCGAUAUCGUCCCCGGCAUCCUCACAUGGUUAGAAAAAUAAUCAUCCAAAAAUACAAGUCGCGACUUUCAAGCUUUCAAGCGUGGGCUAAAACCAAAGCAGCUCCGUCGCGCGCCCCUCACGCUGACGGAGGCGUGAGCGCGUGUACAUUCGGAGCGAAACUGCGGUAGAAAAACGGUAUAAAAGCCUGUUUGGUAGGAAACAUUGCACCCGGAGCGGCCCUCCGGGGAGCAGCAGCCCGCUUCACCUGCGCCGCUGGAAUCACAGCAGCAGGUGGCGCUGCUGCGGCUGGUUUCACAUCAGCAGGGAGGCGGGGCCAAACGCACGGCGGACAUGAGAACAGCGCGCUCGGCCCGCACCUGCCUCCUCUGAUACGAAGAUGCUGGGGGCGUCUCUACAUUCUGUCUGGCAGCAGUCGUCACGUUAGCACAACGUUAGCACAGAAGGCCUCCAGUCUGGCAGCGGCGGCGGCGGCGGGAGCCUGGUGGUGUGCGGGUGAGAAGACUGGCCUGAGGCGACACAGCUGGACCGUCUGACCAGCUUCACGCCUGCUGGAACAGUGCAGGAGUCCCAAACCUCGCAGCUCCGGUGGAGGCGAGGGAAGAACGUCACAAGGCAAAGUCGCUCGGGGUUUCACCUGAAGACACGGUGGGAAACACCUGCUCGGCUUUGGAAGGCUAAUGGUGGGAAGAAGAGACGGGUCCAGCUCAGUUGCAUAGAAACAGAUUCAACCCUGGGCUGAGCUUCACUGGAGGAUGGGGAGGAGGAGGAGGGCGGCGCUGCCGGCGGGGCGUCAACUGGCCUCCGCCUCGUCCUGGAUCUCCUCCGUGUUCCCUGAGUCGCUGCUGGCCACCGAGCUGACGGAGGGAGAGUCGCGCCCGCCCUUGAUCAUGCGCCGGCACGUCUCCAUCUGCACGUCCAGGCCUCUCUUCAUGCUGCACAUCUCCAUGUACUCGUGCAGGUGGCGGUUCAUGUCGCUCUUGGCGCUGGCCAGCUCCAUCUGGAGACACCAGAGUGAGAGUCAGCUGUGAAGGUGUCAGCGGCUCGUGGGCCUCUCGCGCCGGGACCCAGGAGCAAACACUUCCACUGUGGUGCAUUAUAUCAGACGUGUGAUGCUGGCACCCGACCUCGGGUGGAACUCGCUGAGCUCAGCGCCGACUGAAUCAGAAUGUCUGAGCUUAGUGGGAAGCCGUAGCAUGACGCUAGCUGAUCCCCUCCCUCGCAGUAGCAGGUAAGGCUAGCUUGUUAGCAUCUUAGCCGUGAGACACCGAUGGCGUGACACUGUUUCCGACAUGAGGUUGGUCUGGCGGGAGUCACGGUCUGAGGUUGGAGGGGCUGGUCAGCGGACGUUUCAGCCCGUGGCUACACGCGGGGGAUCUGAGCUGUUAGUAUUUUGUUAUUCAAAUGGCCUCAAAGCGUGUGCAAAGCGAGUGACAGUAGAGCGUGAGCGCGGAGGGCACCUCGAUCUGGCCGAUGGUCUCCUGGUACUCCUGCUCCCGGCUCCUGAACAGAGACUCGGUCUGGUGGAUGAGGCUGCCCAGGCUUCCGUCCUGAGAGUCCUGACAGAGAACAGAGAAGCUCACUUGUCACUUGUUCCCCUGGCGCUGCCACAGCUGCCCACAAGACUCACGGGCUCCGCGGCGCAGGGCGCCACGUUGUAGUUGGCGAAGUCCUCCCACAGCAGCAGCGUCUCCUCGUUCUCCUCCCACGUCAGACUGUCACAGUCGUCGUCGUCGUCGUCGUCCAGGUCGAAGGCCUCCCUCCUGGCAACAGAGGAGUGAUCUGAGCAAUGUCUGCCAGGAGGGAAGGAGAGGAAGACCACAGUCACCAGAGUCACAGAGACAGAGAGAGCAACGGAGCUGGGCCUUACAGCUGGCUGAGCAUCCGCUUCAUCUCGUCGGUGAUGUUGACCGCGGCAGGAGCCUCCUCCUCCUGCAUCUCCAAGCUGUCGUCAUCUGACGCAGCUUUCCGCUCCUUCCUCCGGCAGCAGGUCGCGGCGGUCUGAGACAGGAGAGCAGGUCAAGCCUCUCGCCCACUGCACGUCUGCGCCGCACCCACCGGCAGAGAGACGGAGGCGCUGAGCCGCUCUGGCAGCGAGCGUCCCGGACUGGCGUGGAACAUCCUGGACGUGUCCUCCGAGUGGCGCUGCUGAGCCACGUCGCACAGUUUGGCCGUGAUGUCGAUGCGCCUGCAGAUGUCCAUGUCCACCCGCCGGGCCUUCUCCUGGAUCUUGGUCUCCAAGUCGGACAUUUGCUGGCAGGGGAGAUUCGGGUCAGAACAUGCUCGGGCUGCUGUGGCCCCUGAGUCUCCUCCAUUCAAACGUCCCCGCCGCCUGACAAUGUUCCCACCAUUUGGUUUUCACUUUUGUGGUUUUUAAAAAUGUUCUAAAAAAAACCCAAAACAAGCUAAUUUGCUAAAUCUAUUUGAGGACGAAUACCAGUCUGUCCAGUUUCAACGGUGGAGCUUUUCAUCUCGUGGUUCUCGUAGUAAUGUCAGGUUGAACUUCAAAUAUUCAAUAUUUGCUUCCUUCCAAGUUGAUUUAACCCCACGGGGCUGUUCACGUCACUUUCCCUCACCUGGGAUGGUGACUCGUGAUGAGAGGGAGCACCGCGGGGCCACAGCCACCACACUGACACACGGGCACCGGGCUCACUGUGGCGCCGCACACCUGGUUACCACCAGACAUGACGCCGUGGCUGCGCCUGCACUCACCCUCAUCUGGUGACCACCGGACCAGGGAGAGCAGGUUACAACCCAGAGAAACAAUGAGCGAGCAGCAGCUGCCGCCGGAGAUUGGUGUCACACGUCACUAAAACUAUUGCUGUUUCCUUACAAAAACAUGUGAGAAAAACAAGGCAAAAUAACCGCUCUGCGUUUAGGGUUUGGCUGAAAUGAUGUUUUUAAUGAAGUGAAUUGGGACAAUGCCACGUGUCAAGACGGCGUGUCAUUGGCUGCCGUGCUGUGUUUCCUGCAUAUCGCUGACGUGUGACACCAGAGAAGGUCAACACAGGGAAGAGUGGUCCUGGCUACUAACAGGUCCCUGUUGUCCUGUCCAACACUGUUGUGAGAUCAAGUCCUUUGGUCUCCUGGACAUCUCUCCACACUUCAUCUUCCCACUUGGUUUCAAGUCAGCUCCGGAGCUCCCUGGGUUUGAAGGGGUCAUGUGAUCAAGUGGUGAGCGGCCAGUGAGGAGGAGUGGGACACUGAGCCCAGUGUCGGGGGAGAGAUGGGACACACACCAAGAAUGAAACCUAAACCUUCUGGAGUAGCAAGAAAGUGGACAAGAGCAACGUGCGGUAGAAUGUCACAGUCGACGUCGGCUGAUUCUGUUGGAUGUUUGCUCUAACUGUCACUUUUACACACAAAGACGCGUAAGGCCAGUGUGCUUCUCUCAAAUCUUGGAGUCCAGCUGUUGGCGAGCUGUCGAGCCACACAGUGGGUUACAUGUUGUGAGGACAGCAGUGGGGCACGACUGUGACAUGAUCAUCUGAGGAGAACUGACCAGGGAAAGGUGUGAGCACAGAACGGUGAAGACGUCACUGAGCACACAGCGCAGCACGAGCACAGGAGACGACAGAAGCUCCUGGACCAAAUACUCACGUCACUCAUGAGGCUCUUGAAGACCACCAGCUCAGCCUUCAGCCUCUCCACCGUCUCGCUCAGAUCCUCCUGGAUCUCGGACGACUCCUGGACUCUCUGGGAAAGAAACGCCACACAACAGUGAACACUGAAGACCUGAAGCUCCCAACAGGCAUCAGCUUUGAUGUCAGGACUUCCAAAGGCUGUAGCUUGAAGAGUGAGUCAGAUGAAGGUGAGCAGCACGACAGAGGAGUGUUUGGAAGUCACUUCUCUCAUCUCAUGUGUGUAUAUGAUGAGGCCACCAGGCCGGGAAUAUCAGAACUUUCAGACGUUAAUCUGAUCCACUGGAGAGGAGACUCCUCUCUCAAACCCCACUGCAGCCUUUUCCACUGCAUCUGCUGGUGGACUAUGACAUCACAGCAGGCUUUUUCCUCAGCAGGACGCCCUGUUUCCUGAGCAGGACGCCCUGUGUCCUCAGCAGGACGCCCUAAAUGUAUCACCAGUUCCUGUAUGAGGCCCAACUCCUGGUGUCAUCUCACUGCUUUACAUUCAAUUGUGUUUCCACCCGGUAAUUUCACCGAAUGUGAUCCAAAGUCACAGAUUCUCCAACCUUUCACAACCGUAUUUUGGUCGCCAUAUUAGUUUACCGCCGUCAUCUGGCGGCAUGGAAGCUGCUAUUGAUGGGGUGUGUGACGCUGCUGACAGGAGGAAACGAUCCUUCACUAAACUAACUGCUUUCUCAUGGGAGGAAUAUUUGGCGCCCCCCCACGUCCCAGCGGCGAGCGGACGAACACACAGCCCUUUCAGAGCAAACAGUUACAGUUGCCACUGCCCUCAUGUCUGUGAACGUUUGUGAUUUGACUCUGAUGCUUGUUUAUCUGUUGUUUAUCCAGUUAUUCUGGGACAAAUAGCUGUUGACAGCUGUGUUUGUUCCAAAGCCAGUUGUUGGUUGUCAGUCGUUGACUUGGUGUGUGGGGAGGGGGCGGGGUCAGGGAUUAGGGGCGGGGUUUUGGACACCCUGUUUCAACAUCCGAGCUAGAAGCCAGCAUCACAGCGUUUCUGUCUCUCCCUACGAUCAUCGUCAGAGUGUGACUAUUCCACUGCACCCUCUGACUCACUCAUCCUACUGGCAAGCUCCAUUCCCUCUUCACCCCCGCCUCUGACAGAGGAGCGACGCUGGCGUGGCCUUCAUUGUUUCCUGAAAGGUCCUGCUUCCCAGGCUCUGGGUCAGCUGACAGGCCCAGGUCUAUCUGGAGGUUGAUGGACUCAUAACGGGGUUUUCCCUCAAGCCACGCAUCCUCCUGGUCCACCCUGAAGACCCUGCCGUUGCUGAGCUAACAGAUCGUCGGGGAGCUAACGGACAAGGCCGCAGAGCGAGGAACUGAAGGGAAGGCGGCAUGAAAAAGUGGCAUUGAUGGCGUCUUCAUGUCAGACUCAGACGACAAGUCAGUAGUGAAAGUGACGGGAGGCGGUGUGAGCGAGUGACCCACCUGCUGCAGUGACUCCACGCUGGACUCCAGCUGCUCUCGCGUGGAGCGCUCCUCCUCCCACCUGGGAACACACAGGGAUCACAGUUACAGGCAGCCAUUUAUUUCAACAGGAGCCGUCGGCCGGGGUCGACGCCCUCCCUUUCUCUACGCCCUCUUUUCUUUGUCCUCAGAAGAGAGGCAGUUUGGAGAGAGAUGAGGACAUGAGAGGCCCCCAGGCUGCGGCAGGGCUGUCAGGCCGCUCCUCUGUCAUGUGACUGACCGGGUUCUGAGCCAGGAGGUCACCCAACUCACUGUUCUCAUGGAGGAGGACUGCAGACCGGAGCCAGUCUAAUCAGAGGGAAGUGUUUCUUGGCAGCUGGCCGUGGCACGGAGCGGUUUCAGGGGAAACACUGACAAAGCUUCUUCACUGCGGCCACAACUCCGUCCGGGGUCGGCCCAGUUCGCGGCUCCUCCGCGACAUUCCCUGGCUCUCGUGUGGCGUCGGCCUUCUUCUUCAUGAUGCAACCAAAGUGAUUCCUGCGACGUGAGGAGCAACAACAACAACUCCUGAGUUCCACGUCUCCACAUCCGGUUAGCCGGCCCACGAAGACCAACACAAACAGUCCCAACAGUGCAGGAGACGGCUUCCUCAGGCCUGCUUCUCCUCAGCACGGCAACACAGCCGAGUCUCCUUACAAGGACACGGAGCGGAGCGGAGCUGGAGUCUGUCAGCUGACAGGCUGUGGAGGGCAGACGCGCAGUGGCCUGACUCAAGAGUGUCACCUUGAUGGCAACGUCUCACACUGAGAGUCAUCACCAGUGGCGCCGGAGGAGUCAGGUUCAACAUGACAAAGCAGAUGAAAACAUCCGUUAGAAUGGUGCUUCCACUGAAGCGCCACGUUGGGCUGCCACACUCUAACUAGGCCCUUUGGCUUGAGUGGAGUAGGCGAGCUCCAGUCCCUCAGCCGCCUCAGUGGUGUGACUUCACUGACUAGAGUGAGUUGACUUGUUGUGUUGGAAGAUCUGAACGCUCCUCCUUGAGGGGACGGAGAAGGAAGUGGCUGGCUCCCACUGCAGCCGCACACAGAGCCUCCUUCUCACACUUUCAACUUCUGUCACACUGGAGACGGUCCUCACUGAACUGGAGGGCCACACACUCACACCCUUCCCUCUUGCACAUCACUUGGUCCAGUUCCACAGACCUGUCUCAACGUCUUCAUGAUGGAGCCUGACUCACAGCUGACUCCUUUCUCACACACUGUUAUCUGGUGAGCAACUGCAUUCCAGCAACUCCGGCCAACAAACACUCCCUGACACAUGCACUAUGGACACAUGCUUCUCCCUUCCUGCCUGGGAGGGACACGGCAACAUGGUUUCCACAGUGAACUUAAUGGAGCAUGUCUCUGAACAACAGACUUCAACUCUUCAAUAAGGCCAUGGAAAACAAGCGUUUUAGGAGAGAGAGAACUGUGACAAGGUUUUUCACCACACAAGACAAACAUGUCUCUUAACAAACUGUUCAGAGACAUGAGACACAGCAGACAGACAGACAGACAGACGGCUCCAUUGAAGCCCUAAAUAAAGCUGGCAGAGCAGCCUGUCAGACACCAGCGGCUUCUACCAGAGACCUGAAACAUUGAGUUGCUCAUCUCUGCACUGCAGACUUCACUCUUCUAUUGAUGCUGGAGACCAACUCCACUCCUGAGUUCCAUCAUCCAACAGAGAGACUGUAGCGUCCGACACAUGGAGCAGAAGGAACGUGGGUUCAUCCUGGUAACUGGUCCAUAUCACCCGUCCCUAGUCCUCACUAUGACACCCAGCACCACCACAUGAUGUCUUGCCGAGGUCAGAGCAGUCUGGUGCUUUGUUGGGGAAGCCUUUACAAUCCAGGGAAGUUGGAGUUGAGUUGUGGAGCCUGUGGGAGCAUUUUCACAGCAGUGAAGGAGUGGAUGGCACACGCCGUGCUGGGGGCGGCUCGAUACGUAGCUGUGAGACCAUCACACGGAUGAAUCACCUCUGAAGCUCCAGCACACACUGGAUACUGGCGUCCCUGCAGUGAUUCCACACCUGCUGGCGUCGCUGGGAAUGAUGUGAAAGAGCAGGCUGGCACACAGCGGGAGGCCACCAGACUUCACCACCACCCUGACCUGCAUCCACCACACACACAUGCCCCGCUGUCUCCAUGGAAACCACUCCAGAGUGGAAUAACCCCGCCCUCCAUCACGGGAGCCACGCCCGAUCCCUCUCCUGCACCCGUCACUGGCCAUGGCUUUCUCAAGUGAUCGGAAUUCAACCUGACGUGAAGACGGAGCAGAGCCAGGCCAGUGACGCAGACAUCAAAGUCAAACAAGCGAGCUGUCAAGCACAAGACUGCAGUGAAGACUUCAUCAGAAACUUGCAUCCAGCUGAAGCCUUCACGUGAGCCAUGGUGGAGACCGCCGCAUCAUCACUGGACCCCUCUGCUCCAUCCACCCUCGCGCUCUUGGACGGUUGUGUGUCUCAGCGAUGAGAGUCAAGCAGGGCUCCAGUGGGUGCACCAUCUCAGACAGCAGUGAGGGGGCGCUCUCUCCCUCUCUGAGAAGUCAAACGACGGCUCUCGCCACUUUCUUGCUUGGAAUGGCAAUUUUGACCUGGUCACGGAUGAGUGGUCCCAGCCAAGCUCCGGUGACUGACUGAAGAGUGGGACCAGCGUCAGGACCCUGCGCUCUCACGGCCGUGCUCCACAAGGUCUUGGGAGGACUGGAGAGUCAGGAGGGCCGUGGCUUCUCAGCGCGAUGCCACGUGCUGCCUCUGGCCCGCGCUCUUGCGUAACACCGGCAGGGAUGAACGAGGAUUAAGGAGCAUUAAAGACUUGACCUCUGGUCUUCAGGAAAGUUCACCGUCUCCUCCAGUGGGAGCAGACACAUUUGUAAUCCUCACUGAGGAACACAAACAUCCACCUGAGCUGCUCAGAUGAACCACCAGAGUGGGGCUCAGUGGGAGACGUAAGACAUCGUGACCCACGUUGCAGGACGUCUGCUGGUUCUGGUUCCCACUGAAGAACCGUGGUUUGGAUCUGGGCAUGUGUCGGGGCAUGCAGAGGCACUUGUGCUCUGGCUGCGCUCCAAUCCUAAUGAUUUUGUUAGCGCCGUGUGAAAUGUGCCGCCAGCUGAAGAGGAGCGGAGGAGGACGUUACAGCAAGAACCUUGAACAUGAAGGGCAAGUUCGUCGUGGCUGAUCACUCCUUCAUGGUGAGACGAGCUGAGCCAAAAGGCCAAGCUCCACAUCAACCUGCACACUUCUGCGCUGGUCACAUGGUCCACCUUGUACUUUGUUACCUUGUUACUCAACAUCGGAGCUCAUCACCAGCCUCUUUGUUCCUCUGGAGUCAAGGAGAAACUGUUGUGUUGCUGUGUACAAACAACAACAAAUGGAAGUUGAGGUGAUCAGUGCUGAUGCAAGAGGUUGCAGAAACGUUGGAGCUGGCAUUUCCAAAACGUUGUCUCCAACACAGGAGGAUAUGCAGGAAACAAAACACAGCACGGCAGCCAAUGACACGCCGUCUUUAGUGUGAUGUCAUCAAGUGUCGUCCCAAUUCUGAGGGACGUCAGUCACUUCACUUGGUCGUUGGAGGGAGGUUCACGGUGGAGGGAGGUUCACAGUGGAGGGAGCUUCACACUGGAGGGAGCUUCACAGUGGAGGGAGCUUCACAGUGGAGGGAGCUUCACAGUGGAGGGAGCUUCACAGUGGAGGGAGCUUCACACUGGAGGGAGCUUCAUAGUGGAGUGAGCUUCAUAGUGGAGGGAGCUUCAUAGUGGAGGGAGCUUCACA
Messenger RNA from Synchiropus splendidus (mandarinfish), 11974 nucleotides. It is a transcript of the gene terf2ip, whose product is annotated as telomeric repeat binding factor 2, interacting protein. The transcript is spliced from 8 exons. Gene Ontology annotation, biological process: regulation of DNA-templated transcription; telomere maintenance via telomere lengthening. The record is from RefSeq and is a predicted model, not a curated record. Gene Ontology annotation, molecular function: telomeric repeat DNA binding. Lineage: Eukaryota; Metazoa; Chordata; Actinopteri; Syngnathiformes; Callionymidae. Gene Ontology annotation, cellular component: shelterin complex. The coding region runs from base 211 to 1875 and encodes 554 amino acids.